Sitodiplosis mosellana (orange wheat blossom midge) is the source of this 7292-nucleotide messenger RNA. It is a transcript of the gene Sur, whose product is annotated as ATP-binding cassette sub-family C member Sur. Gene Ontology annotation, cellular component: membrane. Gene Ontology annotation, biological process: transmembrane transport. The transcript is spliced from 22 exons. NCBI's taxonomy places the organism in Eukaryota, Metazoa, Arthropoda, Insecta, Diptera, Cecidomyiidae. The record is from RefSeq and is a predicted model, not a curated record. Bases 1274 to 6976 code for a protein of 1900 amino acids. Gene Ontology annotation, molecular function: ATP hydrolysis activity; ABC-type transporter activity; ATP binding.
GCCAAGUUAACAGCACGUAUCAGGCGCUCGCAAUUCAAACCAUAAUUUCUUAAUCGCCAUUGUAAAAUAACAGAUUAAACGAUCAAACGUGGUUAAUCUUCGUACGAAGAUUGGAAAUGGAAAAGUGGAAACUUUUUUUCAACUGAAAAUCAAAAACCUGUAUUUAUAUUUGUUAUGAAUUUUCCGUUGAUCAAGUGGAUUCAAUGAACCUAGCUCUGAAAAAAAAACCUUUCUUUAAAGUUAUAGUGAACCGUAAAAUAGCAACAACAAAAAAUCCAUAGAAGCGCAAAUUAGUUGCGUAAAGAGUUCAAAUAUACAAAUAAAUUCGUCGUUCCUGACUAAUUGGAAUUUCAUUCUUUCAACACGAGAUUUGAGUCACUGCACGCCUGUUUUUUUCCCUCGAUUUAAACGAAAAACUGUGGAAAAUGUGAAAAAAAAGGAAUUGUUUACAUACAGAAAAUACAAAAAUCAAUUUGAUGCAUGCAUACGUAUGUUUGUGUAUGGUGAGUGAAAGAGCGAGUGAUGAAUGCGGCUUGUUGUAUUCUGCUCACGGCUGUUGUAAAAUUCAUCUGAAUCGACGUUAUUUUUGGAAUUACAUACUCAUUUCGUCAGUGUUUGAACGUGAUUGUGUGUCGAGAGAACAACUGCAUGUUGAACAGCAUAUUUAAGGCAACGGGAAAAAAUAAAAUAUUAAUAUCAAAAAUCACCGACAAACGCCGAAAAGCACACAAAGUUACGAGAGAGAGAGAGAAAAAAACAGUAAUCAUUAAAUUGUGAUUUUUUUUCUCCACUUCAGUGUGUAUCUGGCGAUUGAAUUGAUCUAUAUGUAGUUUGGGAACUGAAGUGGAAGCAGCAGCCGGUUUGUUUGAUGGGAGAAUGCUGUAUGCGUUCAAGAUUUGUGUGUUUAAUUGAGAUAAUCGCUUUGAAUACAGUGGAAUAUUGUAUUUAGUUUUGUUUCAAGUUUGAUGCGAUGAGUGAAAUGGACACGAUUAAUGCAUGAAAAAAAAUCUAUUUUUCCGCUACGUGGAUCGCGAACGGAUAAUGAAAUUGUAUCUUUAAAUUUAAUGUGGAAGAAAUACCCAAGAGAAAAAAAUUCAUCGAGUAAACAAAAAAUCUGUGGUUUUUCGUGAAUGUUUCGAGUUAGCAACGAUGGUGGUGGUGUUUAAGAUGUGUUCGAGCGCUUCGCUCGAUGUAUCAAACUUGUGCGAAAUUGAUGUGGUAAACAUCGCAGCGUCGACAGUGGCUUGUGUUUUACUGACAUUCGGCAUAGUUUAUGUUCUACUAUACCAUGAACAAAGGAUUUCUGUAUCUGUCGGUGCUGUGCCAAAUAUUUGUUUUCGUGACAAAAAUCUACAAAGUCAUUUUGCUCACGGAAACACUGGAUUUAAACGACUUACGACCCAUUCUGAUUCAAUGCACCGUCGCUUGUCUGAUGCUCUGCGUUCUACUGGAUUCAUACACCAUUUAUGUGGAGUCAAAUCUAACAAAUGCCGUAAAGUCGACGCUACUCCCCGAGGAGCACAUUGGAUACAAGUAUUCGCAGGCGACGUUUUUGUCAAAAAUUACAUUUUCCUGGUUGACUCCGCUGAUAUGGCAGGGAUAUCGUGAUCCACUUGAACUGGACGAUUUGGGUACGUUGCACGAGUCAGACACCUGUCGAACGCAGUACGAUCGCUUUCAUUUCAUCUAUAAAAGCUUUAAGUCGAAGACCCCAUCUCUCUGGCUUUGCUAUAUGAAAGCAUAUUGGAAAUUGUUCGUGUAUGGUGGACUAUUAAAAUUGUUGGCUGAUGUUGCUGGGCUCGUAGGCCCAGUUUCAAUAACACGAAUCGUUGAAUACAUUCAGCUAAAUUUGAGUGCAUCGUCAUUGUUGACGACCGCCGCUGCCACUGGUGUUGUUGCUGCUGCUGCUGCAACAUCAACCGCUCAAAAUGGAAAAUUAUCUAACGCAAUCAAUGGUACGGAUGCUACGGCACCAAUUACGCAUUCCGAUAUGACGAGUGUGGUGAACGAUGCGAUAAAAACCGGGUCAAAUAGUAAUUACUAUGUGCCAUUAUCAGCUGCACAAUAUCGAAUGUCAAGCGAACCGGGGCCGAUGAUGUCAGCGCUGUUGAUAAAUGAAAAUACGGAAAUUUACUAUCCAACUUGGCCGGAAUUUGUGGAAAAUGGCUGGAUAAUGGCUUUAUUGGUGUUGCUUGCCACAUUGGCACAGGGCAGUUUUUCACAAGCCUCUACACACAUUGUCAACAUGAUUGGAAUACGGCUACGCACUUCAUUGCAGUGCCUGGUCUAUCGCAAGACAUUGUUGAUUAGUUCGAGUUGCUUUACAUCGCCGAAUUCAUUUGAUGACAGCAGCGCACACUCAAAUGACAAUGAAAAUAGCAAUGGGUCCAUUUCAACAGAUGCACACGAAACAUACUAUGCGAACAAUGAAACGGACGACAACAAUGGUGCGACCAUUACUGAGCAAGGCAUAAAUACGACGACGAUGGCGUCAGCGACGAUUAUGGCGCAUUCAACGACGAUAACGGACGACAAAAUAAAGCCAGAUUUAAAUGAUACAGUCAACAAAUCGGCCCAGCAGCAGCAGCAGCAGCAGCAACAGCAGUUGCAUGACCAAACGGUCAUUGAUACGGGAACAAUAACCAACUUAAUGUCUGAAGACGCACUCAAUAUAAUGUUUUUAUUUUAUAUUGCCCACUAUGUGUGGGCGAUCCCUCUGAAGAUUGCUUUCUGUAUGUAUCUAUUGUAUCAGAUGCUUGGGAUCAGCGCCAUCAUCGGUUCAACUGUGUGCAUUGCGACGAUGAUUCCAUUACAGUUUUUCAUUGGCAAAAAGAUGUCGAACAAUGCAAAACUAACGGCGUCAAAUACUGAUGAACGUUUAAGGCGGAUUAGUGAGCUGUUGAUGGGCAUUAAAAUCAUUAAGUUGAAUGCAUGGGAAACGGUAUUCACGGAGAAAAUUUCGAAAAGUCGAGAAAAUGAAUUGAAAUGCUUGGACAAGGACUCAAUUUAUUGGACAUUAAUGACUUUUCUCACACAUCUGUCGUCCAUAAUCAUAACGUUUGUAACAUUUGCCGUUUUCUUAUCGAUGGAAAGUAACGAUGUAUUGGACAAAUUUACAACGGGCCGAGUAUUCGCUGCGCUCGCACUAUUCAAUCAACUGACUGUGCCGUUGUUCAUUUUUCCCAUAACAAUACCGAUGAUUAUAUCAGCAAUUGUUAGUACACGUCGAUUGGAAGGGUUUCUGCGUCAGCCCGAAGUACAAAAGGAGUUUGAAGGCAUUAGAAAUAUGGCGCAUGUGAUGAGUAGAAGCGAUGCUUCACUCGAUGUAUUCGAAAUUGACGAAAAUGAUGGGCAAACUAUUGAUGAUGGACAGCAGCAGCAGCAGCAACUGCACACGAAUGACGAUGAACAGAAUAAUGACAGUCAAGGCUCAACAACAAAUGAAGCGCUUUUGUUAUCAAAGAAACCUCUUUCGAAUAAAAGCAAUUUUAACACAAACAACACUACCUCCACCACCACAAACAAUGACUACCAAUUCAAUAAUGACUUCUAUUUACAAGAUAUUUAUGAAAAUCAAGGCGAGCAACAGGCAACGAUAAAAUCAAUGCAACGCAACUUCAAUGGGCGACGUUCAUUCAAUGCUAGUGUUAAACUGAAGAAAAACAAUAAAAUCAGUGAGAGCAUGCGAAUGGAUCGGAAUCGCCCACGUCAAAAGUCAUUGACAACAAUUGAAAUUCAAAUGGAAAUUCCCAAUGAAUUGGUUAUCAGUGUGCGUAAUGCAGUCUUUUCUUGGCGACGCCACAACACCACCGACCCCGAAUCACCAUUGCGAAUUGAUCGACUCGAUAUACCAAGAGGCAAACUGACGGUGAUUGUUGGAAAGAGUGGCAGUGGCAAAACAUCAUUGCUUGCAGCAAUUUUGAAGGAAAUGCGCCUGGUAUCCGGUGAGCUUAUUUGGAAUAAAUAUGCUACAAUUGCUUAUGUGCAACAGACACCGUGGCUUAUGAAGACAACGAUACGAGAGAACAUUCUGUUUGGUGAAGCGUAUCGACCGCGCCGCUACGAAAAAGUCCUUGUGUCAUGUGCUUUAAAGGAGGAUCUGCGUUGCUUGCCGGACGGAGAUUUGACCGAAAUAGGAACAAAUAGCAUCAAUUUAUCGGGUGGGCAAAAAUCGCGCAUUGCUAUCGCUCGUGCACUUUAUUCGUCGGCCAACGUUGUCAUCAUGGAUGAUCCGCUCUCAUCAUUGGAUAAUGAAGUAUCAAAAUGGAUAUUCGAUAACAGCAUAAAGAAUAUGCUUUUAAAGCAUCAACGCACCGUUAUCCUGGUUACACAAAAAACGAAUCUAGUUCACCAUAGUGAUUAUAUUAUUUCAAUGGAAAAUAACAGCAUCCGAGCGAAAGGAACUUAUCGAGUCAUUGAAAGUAAGGAUUACGAACUGAUUCAAGAGUGGAACUCGAUAAUAGCUAAGGAAAAUGCAAAAGAUGAAAACGUUUGUACGAGGACGGCACGUGAACGCUGGAAACUCUUCAAGAAUAUCUCGAAAAUAGGACUGCAACGGCAAACAACCAACGAAGAGAAUGAGAUCCAAACUACUCCGUUUAGUGGUUGCAAGCGUAAACCCAGUAUAUAUGGAUCGAGUGUAUAUGGACCAUUUCCAAUGGAUGAAUGUAACAUCGACGAGAUUGAAAUACAGCGUCGUCCCUCCAAACGGCACCCAAAUCAAUCACUUUUCGCUCGAAUGUCACUGAAAAAAUCACCACUACGAACCAAUUCGUUGAAUGUACGCGAACGUAAACCGGAUCGAAUGCCCGUAACUCGGAACAUUUCAUCACCUUCAACCAUGCAGCAUCCCAUCAGCGGCUGCAGCAGCAGCAACAACCAUCGACCAUCAACCAUUGAAACGAUGCGUAAUUUUGACUUUCGCCAGUUCCUAAGUCGAAUGUCAUUCAAACGGAUGAGUCGCAAGAAUUCACGUCUUGCGAAACCAUUAAGUGCAACGAAUUCCGUGCGGAACCCAACAUUGGAGAAUAGCAGACCUGUUAAACGGAUUAUGUCAACAAUAUCUAAGCACAGCGAAGAAGCGGAAGAUGAUGAAAUAUGUUCAGAUUACAAUGAGGAUCGGUUAAUAUACGAUGAAGAGCGGAAAUAUGGCAAAAUUCCAGCGAAAAUUUAUUUAUUGUAUUUAAAGUCUUGCGGUUUAUGGACGAUUGGCGUUUUUUGUUUAAGCGCACUGGCAUGGCAAGCAACGAAAAUUUAUCUGGAUGUUUGGCUAAGGGAUUGGACCGACAUUGAGCAGACAAAUCGCUUCACUGAUAUUUCAUACUAUUUCGGCAUUUACGGUCUGCUAUCGGUAAUAUGCGUAGGAUUUUCGAUGAUCUCAGUGCCAUUCGGACAAUAUGCUGGCAGCAAAGCGCGACGUUCACUUCACGAACAAUUAUUGCAGUCAAUUGUCCAAAAAUCAAUAUAUUUUUUCCAAACAACGCCAUUCGGCCGAAUGAUGAAUCGUUUCAGUUCAGACAUGGCUGUUAUUGAUAAAAAAAUCGCCGCAACAAGUCAACGACUUCUUCAAUUCGUACUGUUGUGUCUGUGCUCCAUUUUACUGAAUGCCGUCGUCACGCCAUGGUUUAUUGUGUUGACGUUACCCAUUGUUGGUGCCUAUUAUAUAGUGCAGAAAUUCUAUCGUUACUCAUCGAGAGAGCUACAGCGUCUAGAAAGUAUUACCAAUUCACCGAUUUUAACGCAUUUCGCUGAAACUAUCCAAGGUGUUGCAACAAUUAGAGCCUACAAUCAAGAGUCCAGAUUCAUGGAAAUUCUUUUGAAACGAAUGGAAGCGAACAACAUCGCUGUUAUUAUGCAGAACACAAGCAACCGUUGGCUCGGUAUCGCACUGGAUUACUUGGGCGGUGUUAUUGUAUUCGUGUCAAUAGUGACGGCAUUGUUAACAUCUCAAAUGUACCCAGAGGCAGCAUCGCCAUCGUUGGUGGCAUUGGCUAUAAACUACACACUUCUCGUGCCCAUCUAUCUGAACUGGGUGGUUAAAUUACUGGCAGACUUGGAAAUGUAUAUUGGCGCAGUGGAGCGUAUUUCCCUCUAUAUCAAUCCAAAUGACAAGGGCACUAGUGACAAUGACACUGACGAAAGCCCUUGCGAACUGAUGGCCAUUAAGCCAAAGGAAAAAUAUAAAGCAGUUCCGAUCAGUUGGCCACAUCGUGGUGACAUCACAUUUGAAAAUGUGUCGUUACGCUAUGAAAAUCAGCCCGAAAACAUUGUCACAAAUUUGAAUUUGGUUAUACCGGCUGGACAGCGGUUGGGCAUUUGCGGACGAAGCGGAAGUGGUAAAUCAACGCUUGCAAUGGCAUUGUUUCGUGUCGUUGACAUCGUUUCGGGGCGCAUUUUUAUCGAUAAUGUCAAUAUUGCAACAAUUCACACGGACGAGAUUCGAACGCGAUUAUCAAUAAUACCGCAGGAUGUGAUGCUAUUUAAUGGUAGCAUCCGUGAAAAUCUCGAUCCAAGUAAUCACUAUACCGAUUUAGAUUUAUGGAACAGUUUGGAAAUGGCACAGCUCAAACAGGCCAUUAUUUCAAUGCCGGCCGGUCUCGAUACAACCAUUGUGGAUAAUGGCAGCAAUGUAUUUAGUGGCGGCGAAAAACAAUUAUUCUGUUUGGCACGAGCGGUGCUGAGGGGCUCGGUUUGUUUAGUAUUAGACGAAGCGACGAGCUCAUUGGAUGCCACCACCGAAUCAGCACUGUUGGAUGCGGCGAACAAAGCAUUUCACGGUCGCACCAUUAUCACAAUUGCGCACCGAUUAACGACCCUCUUGAACUACGAUCGCAUUAUUGUCAUGGAAAAUGGAAAGAUUGUUGAGGAAGGAACACCCGAUCAACUGCGACACAAAGUUGGCGGUAAAUUCUCAUCGAUGCUAUACUCAUCCGUUCAAAGCUACGAUUCCUACUACAUACCUGAUGAAAAGCUUUAAAGAUAUAUAAUCAUUCGUUCGAAUGUUGCCCAACAGUAUUUAGAGCAUCAAACAUUGUUUUCCCCCUUUUAAUUCUUCGGUGUCGUAAAACGCUUCUUUUUAUAAAUAGGUUUUAUUUGUAUACCAAAGUAUUAAAUAUGUGUCAUAUUCUGUUUGCCAUUGUCAAUCGUUAUUUAAAAGUUUAUUUAACAAUUUUCUUUCUCUCUCUCUCUCUCUCUCUCUCGCUCAUUUACUAAACCAACUCUUCACAGACAAUUUUGCUAUGUCUACGUGUAAUAAUUGUAUGUUAACAUUAAGUAAAAUGUAAACAAAACUA